UGGGAGGACAUGGACGGAGAGGAGGAGGGCAGCGGCGGCAGCCGGGCCUCGGCGGCGGGGCAAGAGUGGGGCGCCCGUGGCAACUGGAUGGUGACUCACCCCAAGUUUACAGAGAUGAUGUCGAUGGAUGUAGCAGACAGCACUCAAGUCUAUGCUGCCUUCUUGGUUUACUUGGACCUCUUAGAAGGAAGAAACUGGCCAGAGGUGACAUGCAUUGGAUUAGCAGAGUUACAGCUAGUAUGUCUCCAGGGACGCGAGAGAGAAACUGAGAGCUUCCAAGUGGUGGUGCCCACACCUGUCCACAUGUCAUUCAGCCAUGAGAGGAUAAGAGAGAUCAUGAAGAAAACAUGUGUUCAGCUAGAUAAACCAGAUUCACCACUGUCUGUCAUCCUGGCCAUAGUUGAAUCAGAUUCCACAAUAGUGUAUUAUAAACUGACUGAUGGUUUCAUAAUGCCAGGCCCUCCUGAUGAUACUGAAGACAAGGACAGUAAACAGUGGAGAAAGAAAAGAAAGAAGUUUUUCAGAUGAUUAAGGCAGAAAUGAACUUUCUUGGACCAUUAUUUUCCAAUCUAAACAAAUAUAAGUUUCUGAACAUGUAAAUGAGAGAGCACUAUUGAAUUCACCAUCUGCAUUACAAAUCGUCACUUGCUGAGGAGAGAAGUAAGGUUUCUGCAGCAUAUGCUGUUAUAAAAUGGUAUUUAAAAUGUUUCAGGAGCUAGCAUUUUAAAGAGGACAGUGUAUUCUUCUCAAAUAACCUUUUUUGGGAGAAGCCAAAGUUUCCAAACAUUGUUUCCUCAUAUAUAUUUGCUUGCAGUAACGUAAAAAGUAGAUACGGCAAAAUCUACAGUGUAAGUUUUAAAGAUAAAUCUUGAACCAAAAAAAAGUAACCUGUUUAGAGUGAACAGAUACUUUAAAAACAAAAUACUCAGCUAUGUAUCCAUUUGUCUUUAAGUUACCAAGAACUUUUAAUUAUAUUGGACCUCUUAUUUUUACACUGCUCAACUUCUUAGGUCCUUGCUAUGGUAUCUGGAGCAAAACAGAACUAAAGACAAGUGUAACUAUUAAAGAAA
Gavialis gangeticus (Gharial) is the source of this 1070-nucleotide messenger RNA. It is a transcript of the gene TSEN15, whose product is annotated as tRNA splicing endonuclease subunit 15. The transcript has 4 exons. Gene Ontology annotation, biological process: tRNA splicing, via endonucleolytic cleavage and ligation. NCBI's taxonomy places the organism in Eukaryota, Metazoa, Chordata, Crocodylia, Gavialidae. The record is from RefSeq and is a predicted model, not a curated record. Bases 10 to 528 code for a protein of 172 amino acids. Gene Ontology annotation, molecular function: nucleic acid binding.